This is a messenger RNA of Prorocentrum cordatum, 6627 nucleotides long. The record is from the annotation of a GenBank genome assembly. NCBI's taxonomy places the organism in Eukaryota, Dinophyceae, Prorocentrales, Prorocentraceae.
AUGGCUGCCCAGCGCUUGCGCGACCAAGUCGAGGCCGUCGGGCGAUUGCUCGAGGCAGUGCAAGGGCAGCCCUGUUUCGAUACGGUGGCGGCCGCGCAGGAAAGGAUGCUCGUGCAGGCUUUCGGGAGCGCGAGGCUGCAGCCCACGCAGGUGACAACCCUCUCGUCUCUCGUCGCAGCGCAACCCUGGUCCGAGGUUUCCAAGGGGAGGCUGUUGGAGAAGCUCGGCAGCAUCGUGGCUUCUGGCAGCGCCGUGGGUUUGCGAAUGGCUCAGCAGGAUUAUGAGUGCAUCUUCGGGUACCUGACAGCGGGCUCGUGGCACCAGUUGGCGCGGACCGACGUGCCCGAGGAAGCGAAGCUCAACGUGCUGGUUGAUGUUGCGAUUAGCUUAGGUCUUCGCAACCCGACCGAAGGCACGUAUCAGAUGUUGACGGCGAUGUGGCGCAUGGCCGUGGACGGAGCCGAGACCGCGAAGAAUUUGGCGCGGGCUGCAAAGUACUCGUACCUCCAGCAGACCAAGCGCGUGUUCAAGCGCCAGGACCACCCUGGCUUCUUCAAGCAAGUGUAUGGCGACGAGUUGCCAGCUGCAUGCCCCGCGCCAGAAGCCGCGAUUCGCUCCGUCCAGGCUACGUACCCAUGCCGCAACACAAAGCAGCAGGCCACGGGGGCGCAGAUGAUGAGCGCCUCGGCGUCGCAGCCCGACGUUUUGCAGAUGAUGCAGCUCAUGUUCGAUAACUUGCGGCGGGCGGACGUCGGCGCUCAGACGGGCCCUUUGAACCUCAAGAUCCUGGGAGGGACGCCUGCAGCAGCCAGCGUCGCCAAAAAGAACGUGACUCCCCCCAAGAAGGAGGACGUCGCCUCGGUCACCGAGGACAUCCUGCACGGACUCGUGGCCAAGGCCUCGGCGGCCGCGCCAGCGACAAUGGCCGACGACGCGGAGAGGUCACUGCAAUCGUUGCUGUCUUUGGGCGACCCCUUUGCGCAGUUCCAGGAUGGGGCCCAGGAGAGCGGGGGCGCUGGCAACGAAUCGCGCAUGAAUCCAACCUCAAACUCAGAGCCCCGCAUGAGUCCCAUCUCAGACUCAGAGUCCGAGGGGCGGAGCGCCGCCGACAAGGGCAAAGGCUGCAAGGGCGGGUGGCGCGCCAGCGGCAAGGGCGAGCCCGACAGCGACGGCGACGCGGAGAACCCGAGGCGCAAGCAAGCGAGGAUGACCUUCCUGUGGAACACCCCGCAGGCUCUCAAGGACGAGGAGGACAUGGCAAAGCAGUUCGCCGUGCCAUGGGCCAUGCGCGGCCCGCCUCCUCCAAGCGAGGGGGGGCCGACGAUGUGGCGCGGCAACAGAUGGUCAGAAGGCGAGCGGCGUUGGAAGAAACGCGGUGGCACGUCCAGGGAGUUCUUCGAGGAGAAGUACGGCUACGGCGGCUGGGGCUGGCAAGCAGGCCACGUGCCGAAGCGGCCUUCGGACUACAAGGGCAUGGGCGGCGGCAAGGGCGCCUCUUCCAGGAGCGGCAAAGGCCAGGAGCAGAGCAAGGGCGGCGCCUUCUCCGAGCGCAGCAAGGGCGGCAAGGACGGCAAGGGCAGCAAGGGCAGCGCCCCCGAAGGCACGCGGGCGCCGCGGGCGCAGGCCGCCUGGGACCCUCAUGACCUCGAGGCCGCGAGUUCCAGCGGGAGUGAAUGGCUGUGGCGCGGCUUUUGCCCUCGCGGCGAUUGCAAGAAAGCUGGCUCGUGCAUCUUCUCGGACCCUGACAGGGACAUCGUGAAGGAAAAGGUGGCGAACCACUUGUGGUGUUCUACCUACCACAACGAGGACAACGCCCUCGAGUGGGAGGCGGCGUUGCAGGAGGCAGACAAUGACGCGUUCAUUGUCUACGAGCUGGGCACGCAGAAGAGCAAGAAGCGCCCCGCGCCAUCCGUGGAACCGCAGCCAGGGCGGGCCGUUCAACAGCGGUCUUCAGGACCAGUCGGCCAGUACAAGUCGAAGACAGUGGUGACGCGGGACAUCACGGUGCGCAAGGGCGAGCUGCAGCAGGUCAUGGAUUGCCUUGACAGGUCUCUGACUGCGACGGAGCACGCCGCGACCAUCGCACGCAGCGCAGCGAAGGCGUUCGAGGACAGCGCUGCUGCGAUCUCGGGCGCCAAGAAGACGCUCGAGAGCAUCUGCAUGCGCCACGUGGGUAUGGACGAGCCUGCGGCGUGCCUGCUGCAGCAGAUGUCGGCUGCCGCCCCGCCGCGCGUCUCCGCCCCGCCCAAGCGCGUGGAGGUCAAGAAGCAGCGCUCGCUGUUCGAGUUCUCCGUCGUGGCUUCGGCGGCCCGCGCGGGGCAGCUAGACGACGUCAAACAGGAACCCCCCGAGGAGCCAGAGGAAACCCCCGAGGGAGAGCCAGUGACACUUGCCGAAGAGCUAGGGAUGGCCCCAGAGGAUGCCGCCGAAGUGGCCGCUCACGGCGCCAGCCGCGCAGGCAAGGCCAAGCGCCCUCCCAAGAAGGCCAGGGUCAGGGCAGCCAAGGCAGUGGCAGGCCUUGCGCCCGAGGAGGACGACUGGUCCUGGGAGUGGGGGCCCGAACCCGAACACCUUGACGAAGGAGGCGACCGCGGCGGCGCGGCUGCGCCCGCAGUUGAGGAGAAGAAGGGGGGCAAGAAGAGGAGGGCCUCCGAAGGCGCCGAAGGCUGGCCAGCCGACGCCGACGGCGACGGCGCCGACGCAGACGAGGCCGGGACUGGCGGAGACGACGGCGCCGAGGGCGCCGACUACGGCGUCAGCGGCGAGGACGGCGAGAAGGCCAAGAAAAAGAAGAAGGGGAAGAACAAGGGGAAGCGCUCCAAGACCGCCAAAAAGAAACGCAAGAAACCGGCCGCGCCGAGGAGCUCGGAGGUCCCGACAGAACCCGCCGAGGUCCAGCCACCGUGCGCCGCUGCCCCUGAUCAGACGGCUAUCGACGCGGUGCCGCGCUUCGAUCGCAACCCCGUUUGCACCAAGUGCAAGAAGCCCGUGGAGCCGCUCGCAGCAAGGAUUGUAGGCAAGAAAAGGAAUGUUUGGCAGUGCUCAACGUGCAGUUCGCGGCACACUCAGCUCCACAGGAUUUUCGGAGGAUGGCCGCCACAAUCCUUCAAGUCGCUUUCACAGGAAGAGAAAGAUACUUUUUGGAACGACGUCAAGGAGGCGAACGGGAAGGCAGAGGUCGAGAAGAUUGCGGUGGAAACGUUCACGAGGGUAUACCGCGAGAGCCGCGCCUCAGGCAGGCAGGGGAAAUACCUCCCACUCAGCGUCUACAAGAAGAAGGGCUACUCCGCAAAGAGGAUUAAGAGGCUGUGCAAAGACAAGAAACAAGAUGAUGUCCUCGGCACGCUCUACUGCGUGAACAUUGAUUACAAGGACGACAAAAGCGUCGAGGAAGAGGUCCGCCAGUCCCUGACCGCCGCAAAGGAGCGCACCGCCAGCCCGCAGCAGCACCAAGGCAAGAACAAAGGCAAAGGCAAGGGAAAGGAGCAACUCGCGCCAACCUCAGCCACCAAGAAGAUGAUGAGCGACGCCGUCAAGAUCCUGGCCAAGGUGAGCCCGCUCGCUUUCAAGGCAAAAGGGUUGUUGAACAACCCCAAGGCAAGCAAGCUGCACAAGGACCACAGCAAGGCCCUGGCGUGGCACAUCAAGGACCUCGACGCUCUCGCGGCCGCGGCCCAGGAUACCCUGUCCAAGAACGCCGUGCUGUCCAUUCAGCUUGCGACGGUGAAGGAGAAGGCAGACGCGGCUGAGAAGAAGUGCGCGCAGGCGGAGACGGAGGUCUCUGCGCAUGAGGCCAAGGCCGCCGCGAAGAUGGAGUGCGAUAGAGAGAUGUCGUGUUCUCUGGAAUUGCCGCUGUGCGACGGCGGGUCCUUUGAGUGGCACAUUGCAAGGCCUGCCCGCUUGGUUCAACGGUUAGUCGAGGUGUCCCCAGCGCUGAAGCGCAUGUUCGCGGCCGCGCCUAUCACCCCAGCAAGGCCGUGGAACGUGAUCCUUGCGCACGACGAGGUCACGCCUGGAGCUGUGCUGCGACCGCAUAACCGCAGGAAGUUCGUUGCAUUUUACAUUUCGUUUCUAGAAUUCAAGCAUGCCCUUCGGCACGAUUGCUGUUGGUUCCCCCUGGGCGUGAUCAGGUCGGCACAAGUGGAGAAAAUUCGCGGUGGCCUCUCGGGCACGAUCAAGUCGUUGCUGCGUCGCUUGCUUCUUGAGGACGGCAAUCUCGUGGAUGGCGUGGCCUUGCCGCUACAGGGCGGGCCGACAAUGUUCUUCGCGAAAUUUGCCGUACACUUGGGAGACGAGGUCGCUUUGUCCAGGGGCCUCGGCGUGAAAGGAUCUGCAGGGAUCCGACCGUGUCUGAAGUGCGCCAACGUGCUCAAGAAAGGCUCAGGCAUUGCUGGCGCUGGCGCCGCGCCCAAUCGGUUGGUGGAAAUCACAUGCAGGGACCGCAGCGCAUUCAUUUGUAAUUCUGACGAGGCCGUAUGGGGAGCCCACGACGAGUUGACGCACUUACAAGGGACAAUAUCGAAAGCCGCAUUUGUGCGCCACGAGAAAGCACACGGCAUCAAUUUUAAUCCUGAUGGGUUGUUGGCGGACGCAGACCUCCGAGGGCAGGUCGGCCCUGUUUCGUCGCUCCAUUUUGAUUGGAUGCAUGUAUAUUUGUGCAAUGGUGUUGCGUCCCAGGAAAUGUUUUGCUUCAUGUCGGCAUGCCAGGCCAUUCCUGCUCUGAGGGACAUCUAUCCGAAGUUGGAACGGUACUGCCAGGCAGACUGGUCUUUCCCCCAGCAACACCGACGCAAGUGUCGGGGGGCCCACGUUGUUUUCUGCAAGGCCAGGGAGAACGCAUCCAAGGAGCAUUGGCGAAGCAGCGCCUCAGAGUUGUUGUGCAUUUACCCGCUGGUGCGGCAUUUUGCUUGCAUUGUUAUCUUGCCGAAUUUCGAUGAGCUGCGCGACGAAGUUGCCUCCCUCUGCCAUUGUUUCGCUGUAAUUGACAAAAUUCAACGGGCGAAGGCGGGCGACAUCGAUGCCUCGGCCCUCGGAGCUGCAGUUGAUCGCCACGCGGACGCACAUGAAAAAGCAUACGGGGCCGACAAUUGGAAACCAAAGUUUCAUUUGGCGACGCACAUUCCCGAGCAAGUGGAGAAAUUCGACGUUGUGUUGGAUUGCUUCGUUGUUGAGAGGUCGCACCUUCUGCCGAAAAUGAUUCUGGACAACCAAGAUAUACUGAAAGGCUUCGAGAAAGCUGCAAUUUCUCGCGUGCUGUUGGCGCGCCUGCAGGAGCUCGAAAGUUUCGACGAGCGCCCAGGGCUCAGGGGGGGCGAUGCGGAGUUGUCGCCCCUGCUGGCUGAAGCAGUCGGCGGCGACGUCGUCCUUUCAUCCAGCGCUGCUUUCAAAGGCUUGCUUGUUUGGGCAGGCGACGUGGUGCGCAUGCAGAACAAUUUUCUAUGCGUCGCAGCUCUGGGCCAACGGGGGGACGAUCUAUUCAUUCUUGGGCACGAGUGCGUCGUGAUCGAGAAGCGGACGCCGAACGCGUCAGUCCUGCGGAAGGACGGCGAAUUGCUUCUUGCGUGGUGGAGCGGCGAAUCGGUUGAGAUGUGCCACGCUUGGUCGGAGCUCGCCUCUGGCGACAUUCUUGAUGGCCCGCUCGAGCAGCCCAGCUCGACGGCGGGGAAGCUCACCUCGCUCAUCGCGGCCCGGCGGGCGGAGGCCGCGCAGUCGCGAGCCCUCGCGGGCGAUAUCGGAGGCGAGGGCCUGGCCCCAGGCAGCUGGUCGGUGGUGGCGCACGAGGCCGCCCUGGAGCGCACGCCGCCGAACCGCUUCGACCUGGACAUCUACGCGGUCCAGGGCCGGGCCCUCGCCAUCGACGACCCGCCGGCACGCGCCGUCGCGCGCCACGAGCUGCCCGGCGUCGCGGGGGCCCUCGUCCUCACCAGGGGUGGAAUGCCGGGACGGUCGGUCCCUGCUCAAUGUUUGGGUCGAUCCCUGGUCCUCACCGACGUGCUCUCGCCCGGCGAGUGCCGGCGCCUGCUCGAGGCGUCGGAGGCCGUGGGCUACCGGCCCGACGUGCCGCUGUCGUCGGCGCUGGACGAGCGGGCGCAGAACGUGGUGAUCCUCGCCAGCGAGGAGCAGAACAGGGCGCUGUUCGAGCGGGUCCGGUCCUCGCUCCCCGCCGCGGCGGCGGGUGCCGCGCUGCUGGGCCUGAACCGGCGGUGGCGCCUCUACAGAUACGAGGAGGGGAGCAAGUACAGGAAACACCUCGACGGGGCCUGGCCGGCCAGCGGCACGCGGGCGCUCCCGGGCGGCGCGGAGGAGUACGUCUACGACGCCCACGGCGGCGGAGCGAGAUCACACUUCACCUUUAUUGUGUACCUCAACGACGACUUUGAGGGCGGGGCCACCACCUUCUUCGUGCCGAAGGGCACCCAGGAGGGCACGCUGGAGUCGCGCCCCGUGAGACCUCGCACCGGCUCCGCCACGGUGUUCCCCCACGGCGAUUGCCCGCAGCCGCUGCUGCACGAGGGCUCGCCGGUGGAGAAGGGCGUCAAGUACCUGCUCAGAACCGACGUCGUGUACGGCUCCGCCACCGACCCGAGCUCCGAGAAGGAGUCAGGGGCAACGUUACGGGAGGCAUGA